UGAUUACGUAAUCAUUAUUCAAAACUAUUAUCAGUUAGGAAAACAGUAUAAAUUGUAGUGGACAAAUGACCUGUCUUCAGUUCUUUGAGGAGUGUACUUCAACAUGGCGCAACAAGUUAUAGCCUUUUACAAUGGUUUUAAAUAUCCUAUAUUGGGUUUGGGCACUUGGAAGUCUACACCUGAUCAAGUAACCCAAGCUGUAAAAGAUGCUAUUGAUAUUGGAUACCGUCAUUUUGACUGUGCUGCGAUAUAUCGGAACGAAAAAAAUGUAGGGAAGGGAAUCGCGGCGAAAAUUAAGGAAGGUGUUAUCAAACGCGAGGAUAUUUUCGUAACUAGUAAAUUAUGGAAUACAAAACACCGACCUGAACAAGUUGAACCUGCCUUGAGAAAGACCUUGAAUGAUCUUGGUCUUGAAACACUUGAUCUUUAUUUGAUGCAUUCACCAAUGGCUUUCAAAGAUACUGGUGAUCUUGAUGAUAUUUUCCCACAAGAUGCCGAUGGUAAUAUACUCACUGAAGAUACAGAUUAUUUAGAUACAUGGCAUGCCAUGGAACAUCUGGUAAAGAAGGGCCUUGUGAAGAAUAUCGGUGUUAGUAAUUUUAAUUCUGAGCAGAUUGAACGACUCAUAAAAAACAGUGAAACAAAACCAGUGACAAAUCAAGUGGAAUGCCAUCCUUAUUUAAACCAGAUAAAACUUACUGAAUUCUGUAAGACCAGGGGUAUCACGAUCACUGCUUAUAGUUCUUUUGGUGCACCAGAUAGGCCAGAUGUUUCCCCUGAUGAACCACGAGUUUUGGAAGACCCUACAAUCAAAGAACUUGCUGAUAAAUAUAAAAAAUCUCCUGCACAGAUUAUAUUGCGACAUCAGAUACAACUUGAACACAUAGUGAUUCCCAAGUCAGUUACGAAAUCGAGAAUGCAAGAGAAUUUUAACAUUUUUGACUUUGAACUAAGCCCUCAGGAUAUGAAUACAAUGAAUAAUUUAAAUCGCAAUUUUAGAUUCAUUGAUAGAUUCAACCUUGGAAAACACAAGUACUUUCCUUUCCAUAUAGAGUUCUAAAAUCAUUAUAUGUUUAAAAAAGAAUAUGAUGAAAUAUAGAUUAUGACCUGACAAAUAUGUCCAUUCUUCUCAAGCCUGGUGUAAUUAUGAUUAAUUACAUUGACAUGCAGAGAAUUCAUCAGUAUCUUCACAGCCACAAGAACAGCAUUCACAGAAUUCAUCGUCAGUAUUAUUGUCUUCAGCAUUCAGAUCUUCAGGAUGCAGUUGUGAAGCUAAGGGUUGGUAACUUUCCAGUAAGUCCAAUGCAUCACUACAAUUGCAUUCUACCCCUGACAAUCCUCUAGCACACUUUCCUUUAUAAUUACAUCUGCAGUUAUUUAAUGGUUGAAAACAGUUCUUGUAGGACAUUGAAGGACAAAUUUCACCAGGACUACUAAGAUUGCAUGUUGGAAUAUACAAUUUACAUGUUUUUUGAAUACCUGUACAAUUGAAUUAAUGAUAAUUAAUAAAAGUUGCAUUUAAGUAUA
Nomia melanderi (Alkali bee) is the source of this 1527-nucleotide messenger RNA. RefSeq names its product aldo-keto reductase family 1 member B1-like. The record is from RefSeq and is a predicted model, not a curated record. Lineage: Eukaryota; Metazoa; Arthropoda; Insecta; Hymenoptera; Halictidae. Gene Ontology annotation, molecular function: oxidoreductase activity.